Silurus meridionalis is the source of this 1474-nucleotide messenger RNA. RefSeq names its product ribose-phosphate pyrophosphokinase 1-like. Gene Ontology annotation, molecular function: ATP binding; magnesium ion binding; ribose phosphate diphosphokinase activity. The transcript has a single exon. Gene Ontology annotation, cellular component: ribose phosphate diphosphokinase complex; cytoplasm. The record is from RefSeq and is a predicted model, not a curated record. Gene Ontology annotation, biological process: ribonucleoside monophosphate biosynthetic process; purine nucleotide biosynthetic process; 5-phosphoribose 1-diphosphate biosynthetic process. Lineage: Eukaryota; Metazoa; Chordata; Actinopteri; Siluriformes; Siluridae. Bases 14 to 1162 code for a protein of 382 amino acids.
AUCAAGAGUAUAAAUGGCCAGAAGGCGUGUGUCUGUGUGUGAGAUCUCGUGCGCUAUCGGAGAAGAUGUUUACAAGAUUCAGCUAGACACAAUCGGACCGACACACCAGCUUCAGUCUGCUCAAGCGGAAGUCGUUGUUCUAGAGCAGACUUUCUGUCCUGACACUCUCGGUUGUGCCCCACGUCAGGCCCUGGAACACGAAACGAUGCCGAAUAUUAAGAUAUUCAGCGGGAGCUCCCAUCAGGAUUUGUCUCAGAAAAUCGCCGACCGGCUCGGACUUGAAUUGGGGAAGGUCAUCUUGAAAAAAUUCAGUAACCAGGAAACAUGUGUGGAGAUCGGAGAAAGCGUACGUGGCGAGGAUGUGUACAUUGUGCAGAGUGGCUGUGGCGAGAUCAACGACAACUUGAUGGAGUUGCUGAUUAUGAUCAAUGCCUGCAAGAUAGCAUCAGCUUCCCGUGUCACCGCAGUCAUCCCCUGUUUCCCUUACGCUCGGCAAGACAAGAAGGAUAAGAGCCGAGCGCCAAUCUCUGCCAAGCUGGUGGCCAACAUGCUGCUUAUCGCAGGAGCAGACCAUAUCAUUACCAUGGAUCUGCAUGCCCCUCAAAUACAGGGCUUCUUUGACAUACCUGUUGAUAACCUGUACGCUGAGCCUGCUGUGCUGAAGUGGAUUAAGGAAAAUAUUCCUGAAUGGAAAAACUGCACCAUUGUCUCUCCAGAUGCUGGAGGAGCUAAAAGGGUCACGUCUAUAGCUGAUCGACUGAAUGUUGACUUUGCCCUCAUUCACAAAGAAAGAAAGAAGGCUAAUGAGGUGGAUAACAUGGUGUUGGUGGGAGACGUGAAAGAUUGCGUGGCUAUUUUAGUCGACGACAUGGCUGACACAUGUGGCACCGUCUGCCAUGCCGCUAACAAGCUAUUAUCAGCUGGUGCCACCAAGGUGUAUCCCAUCUUUACUCAUGGCAUUUUCUCAGGGCCUGCCAUAUCGCGCAUCAACAAUGCUUGCUUUGAAGCUGUAGUCGUGACCAACACCAUUCCACAGGAAGAGAAUAUGAAGCAUUGUCCUAAAAUACAGGUCAUCGACAUUUCAAUGAUCCUUGCAGAAGCUAUUCGGAGGACUCAUAACUGUGAGUCUGUCUUGUAUCUCUUCAGUCAUGUCCCCUUGUAACCUCUUCUCAGCGCAUAUCCCUUUAUUGUGCUUUAUUACCAAAAGAAGAAAGAAAGAAACAAAGGAGCCUGACCCCAAGACCUCAGUAAACUGAUUGAGACCCUUCUGUGAAAUCCUGGCACCCAGUGUACCUGUCUGAGCUGUUUAGUUCCUAGUGAACAUUUAGUUCCUAGUCUUAAAAGCAUUCUGUUUAGUACCUUACACGGGUUCCACCUAGCUCGACUAGAUGCUUGACCAUUCGGGUGACAAUCUGUUACAGUUGUGUUCAAAAUUAUUCAACCCCCAAUGCUGUAAAUGGUUUUAGGGAAUUUA